Messenger RNA from Apiotrichum porosum, 921 nucleotides. RefSeq lists its product as uncharacterized. NCBI's taxonomy places the organism in Eukaryota, Fungi, Basidiomycota, Tremellomycetes, Trichosporonales, Trichosporonaceae. Gene Ontology annotation, biological process: cellular response to oxidative stress; response to reactive oxygen species; hydrogen peroxide catabolic process. The coding region runs from base 1 to 921 and encodes 306 amino acids. Gene Ontology annotation, molecular function: heme binding; peroxidase activity. The transcript is spliced from 8 exons. The record is from RefSeq and is a predicted model, not a curated record.
AUGGCAAGCGUUAAGAACGGCGACUAUGACGGCAUCCGCAACCAGGUGACCAAGAUCUUGAAGCGUCCUGGCUACGAUGAUGGCUCCAUCGGACCUGUCCUCGUCAGGCUUGCCUGGCACGCCUCGGGCACCUACGAGAGGAAAGACCGUACCGGCGGCUCGAACGGUGCGGGCAUGCGCUUCGCUCCCGAGUCGAACGAUGGCGCCAACGCCGGUCUUGAGCACGCUCGCGCUUUCCUCGACCCCAUUGCCGAGGCCAACCCUUGGAUCUCGUACGCCGAUCUCUGGACUCUCGCCGGUGUCACCGCCCUCGAGGCCAUGGGCGGCCCCAAGACCCCCUGGAAGCCCGGACGCACCGACUUCAAGUCGGAGCAGGCCGCUGAGGCCUACCACGGCAAGGUCGACGGACGUCUCCCCGACGCCUCGCAAGGUGCCCAGCACAUCCGCGACGUCUUCUACCGCAUGGGCUUUUCGGACCAGGAAAUUGUUGCGCUUUCAGGAGCCCACAACCUUGGCCGCUGCCACGAGGACCGCUCUGGAUUCGACGGCAAGUGGGUCGUGAACCCUACCCGCUUCAGCAACCAGUUCUUCAAGCUCCUCCUUACCCGCAAGUGGGUCCCUCGCAAGUGGGACGGACCCCUUCAGUAUGAGGCCGUCGUGGUCGGUGAGAAGUUGAUGAUGUUGGAAACCGACCUCGCCCUCAUCAAGGACCCCGAGUUCCGCGUCUGGGCUGAGAAGUACGCCGCCGACCAGAAGCUCUUCUUCGAGCACUUUGCCGCCGCCUUUGCCAAGCUCCUCGAGCUCGGUGUCGACCGUGAUGGCUCGGGUGUUGCUCCCCUCGUCAAGGGUGGCUGCCCCUACCACGCUGGCCGUGCUGCCGUCAACCGCAUGGGUGCUGGCGAGGCCCCCGCCAAGCUCUAA